UAGGUACAGAAAAAAGAAACCGUUGCGAACUGUCCCCCUUGCCACGUAGGGGUACACGUUAGGUUUGUGAUCAACUUCGCUCUUUAAUGUGUUGAUUGAAAGAUUACUGGGGGUUGACCGUUUCAUAAGAUGGGCGGCUCACAAAGUAGUGCCAUUCCUGGAGGUGGCACGGAGGGAUAUCACGUUUUACGGGUUCAAGAGAAUUCUCCCGGACAUAAGGCUGGGCUGGAGGCCUUUUUCGAUUUUAUAGUUGCCAUUGGGAAUACACGUUUGAAUCAAGACAAUGAUGUUCUCAAGGAUGUCCUAAAGGCCAACAUAGAAAAACCUAUUGUCAUGACAGUAUACAGCAGCAAAACCCAGAUGGUGCGAGAUGUUGAGAUUGUGCCUUCGUCCAUGUGGGGAGGCCAUGGCCUUUUAGGAGUCAGCAUUCGCUUUUGUUCUUUUGAAGGAGCCAACGAAAAUGUCUGGCACGUGCUGGAUGUGAGCCCUCACUCCCCUGCUGAAGCAGCAGGUCUCAGGCCUUAUGCUGACUAUAUCAUUGGCUCAGACUCUGUGCUGCAUGAGUCUGAAGACUUGUUCACACUGAUCUAUGCCCAUGAAGGCCGGCCGCUGAAGCUGUACGUGUACAACACUGACACUGAUGGCUGUCGAGAAGUUACCAUCACACCUAACAUGUCUUGGGGUGGUGAUGGAAGUCUUGGCUGUGGUAUUGGUUAUGGCUACCUCCAUCGGAUCCCAACAAAGCCUGUGGCCAAAGCCCCAUCAUGGCCCUCUGGCAGUGCUCCUGCAGGGGAUGGUUUCUUAAGUGUCCAGCUGAGUGCACCAAGCAUUGUAGGUGACCCUGCAGCAGCACUAGCACAGAAAGUUAAUGCUGUUUCCCUGAACGAUGUGUCUGUGCAACCAACGGCCGACUCCUCGUUGCCUUCACGGGAAAGUGCACCUGUACCAGUUGCAGCAAGUGAAAGCACAGAAAGCAGACCACCUGGCAGUGCUCCCCUUGGUUCAGAACAGGAUCGGACAGGUCCUGUCAAUGCUGUCCCCCUGACCACACCAAUCAGCCUGCCAGGAAUGCCACCCAUUACAGUGAGCGCCUCAUUGCCACCCGAUGCUCUAGCAAGCCUUGGCUCAUCAAGUGACACUCCGGGAAUUCGUGAAGAAGCCUCUGCAAAGUCCCCAAUGGCAGCACCGCAGCAUCUCUGAAGCAUUUGCUUGGCAUUGAAGACAUGUUCCCGCACUACAGUACCCUCUAGGAAUGUGCAGUGUGAUGGAAAAAGUCUAUUCACUGAGGGAGGAAAACAAAUGGGAAUGUCUUGGCCAAACUGUGGACACCCUUCCGGCAAUGAAUGGACACUGUUGCUUUGGCUGGUCUGUCGCAUUAUUCUGGGAAAAGCAGUUAGUCAUCCUGUUGAGUUGCUGAAUCUCUUCCCUUUUGUGGCGGCCAUAGGUGAAAAAGUGUUUCUGGGAGAUGGUGUAGCAGUUUUGCAGCACAAGAGAGGAAAAAAUAAAAAAAUAGGAAUAUUGUGCAUUUUUUGAAAAGAUGGCCAUCAUUGCUACGAACUUCUCCCCCUUGGAGUAGUGUACACCUUCUUACCAGGUGGUGAUAAUGCUGCCCGAAGUAUUUUAGUAUGGCUGCAUAGGAAUUUCAAACAAUGUUAUGAAGAGGCUUGCAAUUCCAUAUUUUUUUUAUUUUUUUCACCAUACAGUUUUUCUGGAAGCAUAUGGCAGUCUGGGCUCCCAAUUUGAAUACUUUCUUUCACUCUGCACUGAACACUGUUCCUUUUGAUUGCUGGAAAUGUGUACCGAGUUGCGGAAAAUUACACGUAUGCUAAACUUGCACAUAAAUAUGGGCUUUUUUGCACCAGUGUUGCCCUAUAUUUAGGAACUUCAGUGGCUGAAAUGCAAAAUUUGUACAAUUCACUCCCAUAGUUCUCAUUGGUUCUAUUUUCAGUUUGUUUACACACAUUUUUAGUUGCAAUGAUACAGCUAGCUGUCUGGCAAGUAAGUUGCAUUUAGAGAGAUGUCUGGGUGAUGUGUAUUUCAUGCACAGCUCAGUUUGAAAUUCUAUAGGUGACCAUCUAAGGGCAUUGACAUGGAAUCUUGUACACACACCAUGCUAAAUUAUUUAAAGUUUAGUGCAUCGAGCCAUCUGCUGCACAGCAUGUUCUGUCUCAUUGUUUCUUUAAAUCUGACAUAGAAUAAGAGUAACCAGGAAUUGGGAAAGGUGGAGGAUACAUUCCCAUGGAAGUGAGUGGGCAAUCCCCUUGUACCUCGGCUUAUGCCAUGCAGACUCCACAAAGAAGUAUCUAGUGGGGAAGGACCUAUUCAGUGGCACCAGAAGAUGGCAUAACAGCAUCACUGCUACACUGGGCUGAUGGUGCGUGCUGUGAAAAUCAGUAUUUGAAAGAAUGAUUGGGACUUCACAUAUUCAGCAGCUAUUUAAGGAAGCAGAAAAGCCUGGCAUUGUUCAUGGAUACAGUUGUGGUCUGUCUGAAAUGUUCAGUAUGAGACUAUAGAAAAUGUCAAAAGCCAUAAGGGAUGAGUGAGUUGGGGACAAAUGUUUGUAAUGUAAUAUAUUUAUUAAAACAAUGCAAAAAUAGUUAAAUAUCAACAUUGCAUUCAUGAUGUAGCAAAGUGUUGCACUGCAUAAGUAAAGCAGUGCCAGCUUUUAUGAACAUCCACCAAGCAUAAUGCAAUUGGAAAACAGACUGGCAUAAGUCUGAAGCAGGAGAGCUUUACAGGUGCAUUGCAAAACAGCAAUGGCAGGUAAUGAAUCUUCCAACUAGGAGUAGUUCUCCACAAAAGCAAAAAUCUUUUUUAUAACCAUGGUACAUCAAAUGUUUUAAAUUAUAAGUGGUGAAGGCAAUGUACAUUGUCACCAUUCCAAAAAAAAAAAAAAAUUCUGUGCUGUUUCUAUUUUCUAAUAAUAAUGUGCCUGAUGUGCAACUGGAAAUAAAUGCUUUCAAACAUGAA
Dermacentor albipictus is the source of this 2970-nucleotide messenger RNA. RefSeq names its product Golgi reassembly-stacking protein 2 (gene Grasp65). Gene Ontology annotation, biological process: Golgi organization. Gene Ontology annotation, cellular component: Golgi apparatus. Gene Ontology annotation, molecular function: protein binding. NCBI's taxonomy places the organism in Eukaryota, Metazoa, Arthropoda, Arachnida, Ixodida, Ixodidae. The record is from RefSeq and is a predicted model, not a curated record.